CUUCGGAAUGAAGAUACCCCUCAAAGGGCCUCCCAUGUAGAAGAUCUUACCUGUGUCUCUCUAUCAGAAGAACAUCCCUCGAGAAUAGUACAGAUCGGAUCACUCCUCUCAGAUAUAGAGAAAAAAGAAUACGUAGACUUUCUACGUACAAACCAAGAUGUAUUUGCAUGGAGUUUGACUGAUAUGCCCGGCAUCAAUCCCGAGGUAAUCAUGCACUCCCUCAAGAUCAACCCAGCAUGUAAACCAGUGAUUCAAAAGAAAUGAAACUUCGCGCUAGAACGUCAGCUGGCAAUCGAACAGGAGAUUGAUAAGCUUUUAUAAGCAAGAUUUAUAAAAGAAGUACACUACCCAACUUGGCUAGCCAACGUCGUGAUGGUUCGGAAGACAAGUGGAGCUUGGAGAAUGUGCGUGGACUAUACCGAUCUCAAUAAGGCUUGCCCUAAGGACAGCUUCCCGCUCCCUCGAAUCGAUCAGCUAGUUUACGCCACAUCCGGACAUCAGAUGUUAAGCUUUAUGGAUGCUUACUCCGGAUACAAUCAAAUACAAAUGGAUCCUGCCGAUGAGGAGGCAACAUCUUUUCAAACAGAUAAAGGGUUAUAUUGUUACCUGGUAAUGUCGUUCGGGCUCAAGAAUGCAGGGGCAACUUACCAACGACUGAUGAAUAAGGUUUUUAAGAACCUUAUCGGGCGUACCAUGGAAGUCUAUGUAGACGACAUGCUGGUGAAGAGCCUCGAGAAAUCUCAGCAUAUCUCGGAUUUGGAAGAAUGUUUUUACCUCCUCCGAUCUUACAACAUGUGCCUCAACCCCUCCAAAUGUGCAUUUGGAGGCACCUCGGGAAAGUUUCUGGGGUUCAUGGUUACCCAUCGAGGGAUUGAGGCCAACCCAGAAAAGAUCAAGGCCCUAAGGGACAUGCUACCCCCGAGAAAUAUCAAAGAAGUCCGGAGACUAAAUGGAAGGAUUGUAGCACUCUCCCGAUUUUUGGCUCGUUCGGGAAAUAAGUAUUUACCUUUCUUCAAGAUCCUUAGAGGGGCUCGUAGCUCAGGAUUUCAAUGGACUGAUAAAUGCCAAGAGGCUUUUGAACAACUCCGGACUUAUCUAGCCUCACCACCGCUACUCUCAAAGCCAAUUACAGGGGAAAUUUUGUAUAUGUACAUGGCCAUCUCUUCUCAGGCUAUAAGUUCGAUCCUGGUUCGGAUGGAUGAUACGAUUCAACGCCCAGUCUAUUACAUUAGCAAGGCACAUGCGAUCAGGGUUUAUACAAACCUACCGCUGAAAAAUAUUCUCCAAAAACCUGAGGCAUCUGGAAGAUUGAUCAAAUGGUCAGUAGAACUUGGAGAGUUCGAUAUACAAUUCCUACCUAGACCCGACAUCAAGUCACAGGUGCUUGCCAAUUUUGUGGUCGAAUGUACUAGCUACACCUCCGAUGAAUCACCUGAUGUGUCUCCUUCCUCCUCCUACUGGACAUUGUAUGUCGACGGAGCUUCUGGGAGUUCUGGUGCUGGCGCUGGAAUCUUAUUAAUCUCCCUGUGGAAAGCCACACUUGAAUACGGGCUUAGACUGAAGUUCCCAGCAACAAACAAUGUUGUUGAAUAUGAAGCUUUAAUUGCUGGAUUGAGAUUGGCAAUUGAUUGUGAAGUCCAAGACUUAGUGGUUCACACUGAUUCUCAACUGGUUUCUUCUCAAGUAGAAGGGGAAUUCGAUGCUCACAAUCCACUUUUGGCUCAAUACUGUCAGGUAGUUAAAACCUUGUUGGCCCAAAUAGCAAAGCAUCAGGUCAUCCAUAUCCUUCAAGAGCAGAACGCAAGGGCAGACUCUCUCUCCAAGCUAGCAACUUCUACAAUGGGAGAUGUUUUCAAAAGAAAAUUUAUUGAGGAGAUCCACUUCCCGAGCAUUCAAGGCUCAUGGGUACUUCAAUCAAUAGAUGAAUCAAAAGAAACUUCUUGGAUCGACCCCAUUCUCGCUCUCCUACAAGAAGGCUCUCUUCCUGAAGACCCAGCUAUGGCAGUACGACUUCGGAGGCAAGCAGCCAACUUCACCAUUAUUAACGGAGAGUUGUACAAACGAUAUUUCACAGGGCCAUACCUCAAAUGUCUUCCUCCUUCGGAGGCGAACUAUGCACUUCGCGAAGUACACUCGGGCAUUUGUGGGGAACAUUUGGGCGGAAGGGCACUAGCCCAAAAGGUCCUGAGACAAGGGUUCUACUGGCCGACGAUAAAACAGAACGCAUUAGAACUCGUACGGAAGUGUAACAGCUGUCAGUUGCAUGCCAACCUCACUCAUCUACCCGCUGUAGAGAUAACGACAUUACAGAGUCCCUGGCUUUUUGCCCAAUGGGGGAUUGACAUAAUGGGACCAUUUCCUAUAGCCACGGGAUAG
Dendrobium catenatum is the source of this 2376-nucleotide messenger RNA. RefSeq lists its product as uncharacterized. The record is from RefSeq and is a predicted model, not a curated record. Gene Ontology annotation, molecular function: nucleic acid binding; RNA-DNA hybrid ribonuclease activity. The transcript is spliced from 2 exons. NCBI's taxonomy places the organism in Eukaryota, Viridiplantae, Streptophyta, Magnoliopsida, Asparagales, Orchidaceae. Bases 373 to 2376 code for a protein of 667 amino acids.